Molecule: messenger RNA, 1853 nt
Organism: Tigriopus californicus
Lineage: Eukaryota; Metazoa; Arthropoda; Copepoda; Harpacticoida; Harpacticidae
Biological process (GO): neurogenesis
Cellular component (GO): P-body; cytosol
Molecular function (GO): protein binding
Source: RefSeq, a predicted model, not a curated record
GUCCUCUUCUCAUCACAACCGGAAAUCGAACCGGAGUAAUCGAUCUCCGAAGACCGGGUAUGAUUGGCAGACCACCAAAACCAAGCUAAGUGAUCGCGGUGGGCAUUUGUUGGAAACUGGCUUGUGGUCCGAUUGCACUUUUGUCGUUGGAAUCCCGCCUAACACCACGGCGUUCCGAUGUCACAAAAUGCUCUUAGCCAUGGCCUCACCCGUGUUUGAAGCCAUGUUCUACGGAGGCCUAUUUAAUAACGAGGAGAACAUCAAAAUAUUGGAUGUUCAACCUGAGGCUUUUCACAUCAUGUUAGAAUAUAUUUACACAGAUGAGAUUCGAUUGAACAGUUUCGACCUGGUUUGCGAUAUAUGCUACUCUGCCAAAAAAUAUAUGCUCCCAACCCUCGUUGAGAAGUGUACCAAGUACCUUUGGAGAGAUCUAAAUCCAAAAAAUGCUUGCCGCGCCUACGAAUUCGCCAAGCUAUUUGACGAAGCCGUUUUACUGGAGAAAAGCAUCGAGCUUAUUCGCACUCACACGAGGGAGGUCGUUCAAGAGCCGUCCUUUGACGAAAUCGAACUCACCACGCUUUGCGUCGUUCUCUCGCAAGAUAUCACUUCGGCCUCCGAAACACAACUGUUCGAAGCCAUGGUGAAAUGGGCAACCAAAGAAUGCGGUCGUAAGGGUUUUGAGGCGACUAUUGAAAAGAAGAGAGCUUGUCUCGGCGAAGCCCUCUAUCUGAUCCGUUAUCUGACACUAACGGCUGCUGAGUACGCCAAUGGUCCAGCCCAAUCCGGGCUUCUCUCGCAAGAAGAGAGCUUUGCCAUACUCAUGAACAUUGCUGCACCCGGAUCCAAGGAUGUACCAAACCAUAUGAAUGGAGAACGACAACCCAGACGAUCCCCUUUGCCGGGUGUAGUCGGAGCCAAUAUAGCUAUCGAUGUUGACAUGUCACGGAGGUACUUUUGUCGACGAGUUGUCAUUCCGGAGCCACAUUGCCUCAACACGUCCAUUCUAGAUUGCUCGGUGACUUUCACGGUGGAUAAAGAUUGUUGCAUUCAUGGCAUUGAGGUGCCCUCUCAACUAAAAGAUUUCCCGGAAAACCCUGCCUUGGAGUUGCCCGCCAUCCCAGCCGAACAAAGUGACUACAACGAGCUCUUAUAUGCCCAUCUUUUAGAUUCUGAAGGCAAUAGGUUGACCUAUACUCAUUUUACGGCCAAAGUCAACUGGAACACAAUGAUCGAAAUCAAUUUUAACCGAUCGGUUUGUGUCCUGGCCAAUCGAGUUUAUCGGAUCGGGAUGGUUCUGAAUAAGGUGGGAUGGUAUCCCACUGGAAUUUGUACUCGACGAAUCAGUUGCGAGGGAUCUUUCUUUACAUUCUGCGUGGGGCAACCUAAUGAUACUCUUCGUGAUGGAUUAAUUCGCUCCAUCAUUUUUUCCAAAUAAGCUUAGUCACAAAUUCCGUUACAAUAUUUCUUGUCAAAAACUGGCACAACUUCAAUCUCCUCUCUUUACACCAAAUGUAUCCCGAGAAAGGCUAAUUUGUUAACUCGUAAAUUUUCUUAAUUGAAAGUUUAAUACUGUUGUCUCAAAAAUUACUAAUAUGUUUAACGAAUAAAGAACACCUCUUUGUACAUAAAUUUAAAAAAAAAAACUUUACUAGUUUGGGUACAUUUGCGUGUUUUAUAUUGAAAUGGCAGGUAGUCAUCUCGCUCGACUUGCUCUCUGAUGAUGCUUGUUACAAUUGAGUUAUACGCACGCAUCGUAAUCAAAGCCAUCAUGAGUUUUACCUCGCCCUCGGGAAUGACCGCACGUUGGUGCAUUUACGUUGCGGAAAGUAGCAACUAAAGCAACUAUAAACAAA